AUGUCAGAUAGCUACACCUCAUCGUCACUAUCGCACAAGCAAGCGGGGAUUCUUAAGCACCGAACGGAGGCUGUGGGAAACUCACGAAUAGAUGAAUACUCGAGCACCGACAAGAUCGAUACUAACAGUACGCUUGACAUGGAGGAGCUAAUUCAUAAAACUUCGCAAUUGAAGCUCGCAGAGCAAAGGUCUAGGUCUAGGUCCAAGAUGUGGGAGAUAGCAAGUCCGCUUAUAUUGACAGCAAUUUCAGCGUUUGUGCGGAUCUAUCGAAUUGAUAUGGCUAACAAGGUCAUUUGGGAUGAAGCUCAUUUCGGAAAAUUUGCAUCCCAGUAUUUAAAGCAGGAGCACUACUUUGAUGUCCAUCCACCAAUGGGAAAGCUUUUGUUAGGCCUCGCAGGAUAUUUGGCCGAAUAUGACGGCUCUUUUGAAUUCAAAAGUGGCCAAGUUUACCCAGACUCUGUUAAUUUUGUUGUGAUGAGGCUUUUUAGUUGCAUUUUUGGGGUAUUAACCACUCCUUUAGCCUACCAGACAUCUCUUCGGAUGGGCUAUAGUCAGCAAGCGUGUUGGCUUAUAUCGCUUAUGGUAACCUUUGAACAAAUGUCGUUGACGUUGUCAAGAUUUAUUUUACUUGACUCUAUUUUGCUUUUUUUUGCUGCAUUUACGUUUUUUGGAUUGUUGAACCUACAUAAAGUAGUUGUGGCCAACCGCGAUUUGACCAAAGAAGGUCUCAAAUGGUUUACAUUGACGGGUUUGCUGAUAGGGUGUGUAUGUUCAGUUAAAUGGGUUGGGUUGUUCAUCACCUCAGUAGUGGGACUCUACACAGCAAUAGACUUGCUACUUAAGACGCUAAGACAAAUGUCAAGCAGCAGACAAAGUCAUUUAAAGUACUUGGGUCAUUGGAUAGUACGAGUCGCAACUUUGAUUAUGUUACCAAUGCUGAUCUACAUGGCUGCGUUCAAAGUGCAUUUUACAGUGCUCAAGUAUGCAGGAGAUGCAACUGGAUCAACAUCAACGCUUUUGCAAGCUUCAUUUGUGAAUAGUGAUUUGUUAAGUGGACCAAGAUCUGUUUCAUUUGAGUCCAUGGUCACGAUUCGGUCCUUGGGUUUGUCGCCAAACCUCCUUCAUUCGCACGAGCACAAUUACCCAAUGGGGUCUCAAGAGCAACAAAUCACAGCGUACGCAUUCAAAGAUGCAAACAACCAGUUUGUGAUUAAGCAUCCACUGCAUGAACUGUACCACUCAAUCACGAAUACUACUCUCAUUGAAAACUUCGACACGUUUCGCAUCAUGCACAACAAAACGGGGUGUUACUUGAGAUCGCAACCUAUAAACGCAGCAUUGAGUGAUCACGACUUUGAAGUUUCAUGUACUUAUGAAGAUGAAUCAGAAAACAAAGAAGAACAGGAGUGGGUCCUUGAGAUUCAGGGACAAGAAAAGUCCCCAAUACCGCAGUUUCAAAACGAAAGCGAAAUGGAAUUGCAUCCGAUCUCCACUAGCUUUAGGUUAAGAAACAAACAUCUUGGCUGUUAUUUGGCAUCUACAGGACGAGAAUACCCACCAUGGGGAUUUCGACAAGGAGAAGUUGUUUGCAAGUACUCUUUGUUCAGUAAAGAUAAGACUACAUGGUGGAAUGUUGAGGAUCACCAAAACUCAGCUUUGAACUUGCCCGCAAUUCCGUACGUUCCACCAAAGCCAAACUUUUGGAAAGAGUUCGUGUUAUUGAACUACGGGAUGAUGAUUUCAAACAGCGCCCUUCUUCCGGACCCUGAUAGAUUUGACAGAUUAAGCUCUGAAUGGUGGGAGUGGCCUAUUUUGCGUACAGGAUUAAGAAUGAGCGGCUGGGGAGAAAACGACUUUAAGUGUUUUUUAAUCGGCAACCCUCUUAUUACAUGGUCUUCAUCGUGCGCCCUAGUAAUUUCUGUACUCAUCCUCGCGAAGAUGUUGUUUGGAUAUCAGAGACAACAGCAACAACAACAACAACAACAACAACAACAACGGAACGAAGAAUACCUAAUUCCCUGCUUGAUUCUUCCACUUGCUGCAUGGAUAUUCAACCUACUUCCCUUUUUAUUCAUGGGAAGAGUCAAGUACUUGCACCAUUACAUGCCUGCUCAAUAUUUUGCAAUUUUUGUUACUGGGUUUGUCGUGGAUAGAAUGUUGAGCUCCAACAAGAUUCCGUCUUUUAUUCGCAAUCUUGUAUACGUGGUGAUAUAUAUUCUAAUAGCAGUAACAUUUUGGAAACUCAAAGACCUUGCCUACGGCAUGGUGGGCUCACCAAAGAAUUUCCGUCAUCUACGUUUACUUUCAACAUGGAUGAUUUAG
Messenger RNA from Lodderomyces elongisporus, 2322 nucleotides. RefSeq names its product dolichyl-phosphate-mannose-protein mannosyltransferase (gene PMT6). The record is from RefSeq and is a predicted model, not a curated record. Lineage: Eukaryota; Fungi; Ascomycota; Pichiomycetes; Serinales; Debaryomycetaceae. Bases 1 to 2322 code for a protein of 773 amino acids. Gene Ontology annotation, molecular function: dolichyl-phosphate-mannose-protein mannosyltransferase activity. Gene Ontology annotation, cellular component: membrane; endoplasmic reticulum. Gene Ontology annotation, biological process: protein O-linked glycosylation via mannose. The transcript has a single exon.